Hyaloscypha bicolor E is the source of this 1139-nucleotide messenger RNA. RefSeq lists its product as uncharacterized. Lineage: Eukaryota; Fungi; Ascomycota; Leotiomycetes; Helotiales; Hyaloscyphaceae. The record is from RefSeq and is a predicted model, not a curated record. The coding region runs from base 1 to 954 and encodes 317 amino acids. The transcript has 4 exons.
AUGGAAAGAACGGACCAAGACUUCAAGGACGGCCUAGCCCUGGAUCUUUUCUCUCCCAAGAAUCGAACACUCGUGGUGAAACAGAACACCUCACCACUCCCUGCCGCAUUCAUAACCGGGACCACCGGAGAGCCUUUCGUUGCACUUUCCAGCUAUUCCUACAUUAUCCAAAUGAACGAAACAGCCAACGACCUCAUUGCCAAAAUUGAAGUCCCCUACGAUCCAGAACAACUUAAGAAAGUGGGAGUACAAGAAGCAAACACUUAUGUCGCAACACUCGCCCCUGACAAGAUGAGCUGGGUUAUCGACGACUCGACCAGGAAUGUUCAUCGCAGUGAGAACAACACGCGAAUCAUCAAGAUGACAUCGAUGGAUGGAGAAUAUUUGCUUGUAGGCAGAGCGACCGCUGAUACGAGCAAUAUUUUUGUGCAGUAUGGCCAAGGCGCGACCAGGACGGUGAAUAUGACAGGAGGCUCGGGAAGGCAACAGGCAGAAUUCAUUGACGGCUUGCGCUUCUCAGUGCAAACUAACAAGUCAAUGACCAUGAAUGUCGACCUCAAACAAGGAAUCAACCCCGGGUCUCUCCCUGCAAAUACAGUCUCUCUCAACUCAUACAUGUGGAUCGUCAAUACGAGCGAUCCCUCCAUGCGAAUCGAUGCCGAAAUGCUCGUUCCAUUCAACCGGGCAAUGCUUACAGCUCUACGUCCAGCUGGCUCCUCGCCGUCUACCAUGCUCACAGUAGCAAAACGUGCUCUCAACGCUACAAGUGGCCAAUUUACGCCCCUCAACCCUGACCUCCAAACUGUACGCGAGUUACCGGAAGACAGAAUCCAAAUUCAGGGCGUAAAUCGAUUAGAUGGACAAUACAUCAUUCUUGUCACACAGCCAAAAGCUGUUGGUGCAACAAUCCCAGCGGCACCAAAUAUCAUUGCGGGCGGUGGGAUGGUGACUUAGUUGGAGCGCUGGGAAAUGAAAUGGUGUUUUGGAGUUGUGGAUGGGAAUGCUGUUUGAACGCAACUCGACCUUUGGGCAGUGGAUUGACAAAGAAAAGGAUCUGUAAACCGAGUUUAUAUUAAACCAAGCAUAGGAGUGGAGUGUCUUGUUUAGUUGUAGCGAUUUCAUGAGAUGUCAUUUUCUCG